CUCUUCUUUUCUUCCCCCUGCACCGAGCAAGGAAGCCAGCCACCGACGCGCCUCUUCCUCUUGAAAAACCGAAAAUUCCAGAUCUGCUCUGCUCUGCUACUUCCGGCUGCUGCUCUGCUGUAUGGGGGUGCGAAUUGCUCGGAGAAAAAUCCCGUGAAUUAGCCAUUGUUUUGCCAAUUUUUGGAAGUGUAGUUACUCUUUAUGGCACUGUUCACGCACAGAUGGCCAACAAUUAACAGGGAUUUAAAUGUUUAGUUUGUAAUAUAAGAAUAAAUGUGGAGAUGUCCGGUCAUAUGGAGACUAAUUGAAAUAGUAUCGUGAUUAGGCAUGAUCCUAAUGAAGUUUUCACUUUGAAUUUGUGGUAGUGCAGUAUUAAUUUUGGAAUAUUUUGAUUAUGUUCCUGAUUGUUCUGUCAGUUUAGCACUGAGAUCAAGUCUUCGGUUUUAUGCGAUUUAAGGUAAGUAAAUUUAUGGUAAUGCCCACACAGUUUUUAAAAGCAUGUUUUGAUUUGUUUUUGAAGUGGUGGCGAGACUAAACCCGUUUUACAUAAGUAUGAUCGUUUGAAAUGGAAUUUUUAUGUUUUUCAUUAAAUUGAGCAUGCUUACUUGAAAUUUAAUUUAUUGUCCUAAUGAUUUGAAAGUGAUUGAUGAAUUAUGAUUUUUCUGUUAACUUCUGCCUGUUUUGUCUCCGAUGUGGUCAUGUUAUUAGUGACCCUGCUAGUGGGGGUUAAAUGUUAGCACAUGUCGACAUGUUAUUGAUAGAGCCGAUUCGUACGAGUGACCCUGCUAGUGGGGAUUAUACACCAGUAAAUAGUGUAGCCUGCCAGUGGGAGGUUUAUAACACUGGUCAUGACCUAUAGAGGAGACGUCUAUUUCAUUCCCGUACUGUAUCCGUUUUUCAUGAUUAUACUUGUUGGCAUGCUAUAAAUUUAAUAAAGGGCACUCUAUAUUUUACUUAUUGAGUUUAUCUCAUAGUUUUUCCUUGUUCACCAUUUCAGGAAGUGAAAUCGAGGACGGAGAAACCACGGGAAGUGACGAGUUAGAAGGCUAGCCAUUUCAAGAUUGAUAUAGAUUUUAGAAAUAAAUCAUGCUGUUGUAAGAUAGAUUUUACCUUGAAUUUAUGAGAUCAAAACAGAUUUCGAUCAUUAGAUCAAUUACUUGGAUUUAAGUCAUUUUGGAUAUAGAAAUCAAAUUGAAUUAUUUGA
Messenger RNA from Rubroshorea leprosula, 1204 nucleotides. The record is from the annotation of a GenBank genome assembly. Lineage: Eukaryota; Viridiplantae; Streptophyta; Magnoliopsida; Malvales; Dipterocarpaceae.